Molecule: messenger RNA, 2535 nt
Organism: Electrophorus electricus (electric eel)
Lineage: Eukaryota; Metazoa; Chordata; Actinopteri; Gymnotiformes; Gymnotidae
Gene: trpc7b
Product: transient receptor potential cation channel, subfamily C, member 7b
Biological process (GO): regulation of cytosolic calcium ion concentration; calcium ion transmembrane transport; single fertilization
Cellular component (GO): cation channel complex; plasma membrane
Molecular function (GO): store-operated calcium channel activity; inositol 1,4,5 trisphosphate binding; protein binding
Source: RefSeq, a predicted model, not a curated record
AUGCAUCGUAGACACACCACGCUGCGGGAGAAGGGGCGUCGCCAGGCCAUUCGCGGCCCCGCUUACAUGUUUAACGAGCGAGGCACCAGCCUCACAUCGGAGGAGGAGCGCUUCCUUGACGCCGCCGAGUACGGAAACAUCCCCGUCGUACGCAAGAUGCUGGAGGAGUCCAAAACGCUUAACUUCAACUGCGUGGACUACAUGGGCCAGAAUGCACUGCAGCUGGCUGUCGGAAAUGAGCACCUGGAAGUGACGGAGCUGCUUCUGAAGAAGGAGGGCCUGGCGAGAGUGGGCGACGCUCUCCUGCUGGCCAUAAGUAAGGGCUACGUGAGGAUCGUGGAAGCCAUUCUGGCCCAUCCCGCAUUCGCCGGAGGACUGCGGCUGACGCUGAGCCCCCUGGAGCAGGAGCUCCGCGACGACGACUUCUACGCUUACGAUGAGGACGGCACACGCUUCUCGCAGGACGUGACGCCCGUGAUCCUGGCGGCGCACUGCCAGGAGUACGAGAUCGUGCAUAUCCUGCUGAUGAAGGGCGCUCGCAUCGAGCGACCGCACGACUACUUCUGCAAGUGCGGCGAGUGCACAGAGAAGCAGCGCCGCGACUCCUUCAGCCACUCGCGCUCGCGCAUGAACGCCUACAAAGGGCUCGCGAGCGCCGCCUACCUGUCCCUAUCCAGCGAGGACCCUGUGCUUACUGCACUUGAGCUCAGCAACGAGCUAGCAAGGCUAGCUAACAUAGAGACGGAGUUUAAGAAUGACUACCGUAAGUUGUCCAUGCAGUGUAAGGAUUUUGUGGUGGGGAUUCUGGACCUGUGCCGAGACACAGAGGAGGUGGAAGCCAUCCUGAAUGGUGACGUGGACCAGAACCCGCCGGCGGAGCACCAGCGGCCCUGUCUGAGCCGGGUCAAGCUCGCCAUCAAAUAUGAGGUUAAGAAGUUUGUAGCACACCCUAACUGCCAGCAGCAGUUGUUAACUCUGUGGUAUGAGAAUCUGUCUGGUCUGAGGCAGCAGUCUGUAGGGGUGAAGUGUCUGACAGUGCUGGGUGUGACUGUAGGACUGCCCUUUCUCGCCAUAGCAUACUGGAUUGUGCCCUGCAGCAAGCUGGGCCAGAUCCUGAGGAGCCCCUUUAUGAAGUUUGUGGCCCAUGCUGUCUCCUUCACCAUCUUCCUGGGGCUGCUGGUUCUGAACGCAUCUGACCGCUUCGAAGGAGUGAAGAACCUUCCCAACGAGACCAUUACUGACCACCCUCGCCAGGUCUUCAGGGUCAAGACCACGCAGUUCUCCUGGACGGAGCUCCUCAUCAUGAAAUGGGUGCUGGGUAUGAUAUGGUCCGAGUGCAAGGAGAUUUGGUCUGAUGGCCCAAGGGAAUAUGUCUUGCACCUGUGGAACGUUCUGGACUUUGGGAUGCUGUCUAUCUUCGUGGCGUCCUUCACAGCACGCCUCAUGGCCUUCCUGAAAGCAUCUAAGGCCCAGCUCUACGUGGACCUCCACGUCCCCAACCAUGACAUCAGCAAUGCCUCCCUACCCGCCGACGUCGCCUACUUCACGUAUGCCAGAAAUAAGUGGAGGCCCUCUGAUCCUCAGAUCAUCUCGGAGGGGCUGUACGCCAUCGCCGUGGUGCUGAGCUUCUCCCGCAUCGCCUACAUCCUCCCAGCCAACGAGAGCUUCGGCCCCCUGCAGAUCUCCCUGGGUCGCACCGUGAAGGACAUUUUCAAGUUCAUGGUCAUCUUCAUCAUGGUCUUCGUUGCCUUCAUGAUUGGAAUGUUCAACUUGUACUCUUACUACUUAGGAGCCAAGUACAACCCUGCCUUCACUACGGUUGAGGAAAGCUUUAAAACACUGUUCUGGUCCAUUUUUGGCCUAUCGGAGGUGAUCUCGGUGGUUCUGAAGUACGACCACAAGUUCAUCGAGAACAUCGGCUACGUCCUGUAUGGCGUGUACAACGUCACCAUGGUGGUCGUGCUCCUCAACAUGCUGAUAGCCAUGAUUAACAGCUCCUACCAGGAAAUCGAGGAGGAUGCUGAUGUUGAGUGGAAGUUUGCUCGUGCUAAGUUGUGGCUCUCGUAUUUUGAUGAGGGUCGUACCCUGCCCGCCCCCUUCAAUCUAGUGCCCAGUCCAAAGUCCUUCUACUAUCUGGUCCUGCGCACCAAAGCUUGCCUCGUGCACCUCUGCAAGGCCAAAGGUCAUCACCAUGACAAUGAGCUGGAGAUGGGCAUGCUCAACUCACGACUAAAGGCGGAUCGAUAUCGAGCUCACCCGAGAACCAGAGAGGAGCACACGGUGAAGAAGCCCAUCAAGAACCCCACCCGCUACCAGAAGAUUAUGAAGCGCCUCAUAAAGAGGUACGUUCUGAAGGCCCAGGUCGACAGGGAGAAUGAUGAAGUCAAUGAAGGUGAGCUGAAGGAGAUAAAGCAGGAUAUUUCCAGUCUGCGGUAUGAGCUUCUGGAGGACAAAUCUCAGGCGACGGAAGAACUGUCCAACCUCAUUCAACAACUCAGCGACAAGUUUGGCAAGAACGCCAAAAAACAGCCGUGA